Messenger RNA from Nezara viridula (southern green stink bug), 2166 nucleotides. Lineage: Eukaryota; Metazoa; Arthropoda; Insecta; Hemiptera; Pentatomidae. The record is from the annotation of a GenBank genome assembly.
AUGAGCAGUUUUCUAUUUGGAGCAACGUUUGCUGCUUUUAUGGUGUACUGUUUUUAUUUGAACCAUCAUGAUUCCAGUAAUAAUAUUCUGGGAUUUACUGAAAGAGAAGCAAGACUGGCCAGUAGAGUUCAAGAAAUUGAAGAACAAAAUCAAUUAUUAAGACGACAACUUAGUUUGUCCCAGAACCAUUUGAUAACUGUUUCAAAAACUUACAAUGCUUCAACGUUUACCAUCAAAGAACAAGAUAUACCUCUGAAAACGACUCAAAAGAAACCAACUGUUCCUUGUAUAUCUAGUCAGGAUGAUUAUGUUCCAAAAUGUGACUUCAUUCACAUAGCAAUUGUGUGUGCUGGAUACAAUGCAAGCAGAUCUGUAGUUACUCUCAUCAAAUCAAUUUUGUUUUAUCGUAAAAACCCUUUAUACUUUCAUAUGAUAUCUGAUUCUGUGGCUCAAGUUAUUCUUCAAACAUUAUUUAACACAUGGAGUGUACCCCAAGUUGAUGUUGGUUUCUAUUUGGCUGACAAUAUUGUUAAUGAUGUUUCUUGGAUACCUAAUAAGCAUUAUUCAGGUGUUUAUGGAUUGAUGAAGUUAACUUUACCAAAAGUACUUCCUGACUCACUUGAUAAGGUUAUAGUAUUAGACACUGAUGUUACAUUUGCUACAGACAUUGCUGAAUUAUGGAGUAUUUUUUCUAAAUUCCAACAUAAGCAGAGUAUUGGACUUGUGGAGAAUCAAAGUGAUUGGUAUUUAGGGAAGCUUUGGAAAAAACAUCGUCCUUGGCCUGCGCUUGGCAGAGGUUAUAAUACUGGAGUUAUUCUCUUAGAUUUAAAACAAUUACGUGAUGAAGGAUGGGGUCAGCUAUGGAGACAAAUAGCUGAAAAGGAUUUAAUGACUCAUUAUACAACCAGUCUUGCUGAUCAAGACAUUUUUAAUGCAAUUAUAAAACAGCAUCCAUAUUUAGUAUAUAAAUUGCCCUGUCAGUGGAAUGUACAGUUAAGUGACAAUACUAGAAGUGAAUUAUGCUACACUGAAGUUACAGACUUAAAGGUCAUACAUUGGAAUUCUCCCAAAAAAUUAAAAGUAAAAAAUAAGCAUGUGGAAUUUUUUAGAAAUUUAUAUCUAACUUUUUUAGAAUAUGAUGGUUAUCUUUUGCGGCGUGAAUUAUUUAGUUGUAAUAUUUCCAGAACAACUCAUAAGCAAAGAGAAUUGAGUAAGUUAAAUGAAGAGGACCCUUGCUAUGAUUUUAGAAGGGCCUGCUUAAAUAAUUUCAGAACACAUUUAUAUUUUUUACAUUAUGACUAUGAACCAAGUCCAGAAGGGAAUGAUGUUACUCUGGUUGCUCAGCUAUCAAUGGAUCGUCUUCAGAUGGUAGAGAUGAUGUGUAAACAUUGGGAUGGUCCUAUUUCCUUAACACUUUAUAUGUCGGAUACUGAGGCUCAACAAUUUUUAAGUUAUGCAUUAGGUUCAGAAAUUCUUAGUAAUAGGAAAGACAUUGGAUAUCAUGUUGUUUAUAAAGAAGGGAAUUUUUAUCCAGUUAAUUUUUUACGAAAUGUAGCCCUUCAGCAAGUUAAUACUCCUUAUGUAUUCUUGACAGAUAUUGAUUUUCUUCCAAUGUUUGGACUCUAUGGUUACCUUAAAAAAUCUGUUCAAGUUUUGGACUUGGAAUCUUCAAAAAAGGCUUUAGUUGUGCCUGCAUUUGAAACUCAACGUUAUCGUACUACAUUUCCUCGAAGUAAAGCUGAACUGAUUAGAAUGCUUGAUAUGGGAACUUUGUUUACAUUUCGUUAUCAUGUUUGGCCCAAAGGACAUGCUCCUACUAAUUAUGUUAAAUGGCGUUCGGCUACUAAGUCUUAUAGAGUUCAGUGGGAACCUGAUUAUGAACCAUAUAUAGUUGUACGAAAAAACACUGUACCAGAAUACGAUACUCGUUUUGUUGGAUUUGGUUGGAAUAAAGUUUCCCAUAUUAUGGAAUUAGAAGCUCAAGGUUAUUCAUUUAUUGUACUUCCCAAUGCAUUUAUUAUCCAUAUGCCUCAUGCUCCCAGUUUUGAUAUAGCCAAAUUCAGAGGAUCAGCCCAAUACCGCCGGUGCUUAAAAAUUUUAAAAAAUGAGUUCGUGAAAGAUUUAGAAAAUCGCUAUUCAAGAGUGUUUGAGACAGAAGGGAAUUAA